CAUGUUUGAAGCCAGAGUUGCGCGAGUUUUGCAUUUGUUUCUAUUGUCCGGUUGCUUCACUCUCGUUCCAAGUGGACUUUGCUUCAAUGGCGUUUCGACUGCGUUGCUCUGUGCAAUUCGCGCGGAAUUGAAUAUAGUAGAUUUUGGUUAUGGUCGGAUUAUGCCCAUACUUUCAAAUUCACAUGCAGCUGAACCAAAUCAACGAAAUUACUAUGAAGAUCAACGAUUUUGGAAAAGUAUUAAACAACAAAUUCGAGUCAUUGCUAAUCAACACAACGAAGUGCUCAUCGUCUAUUAUAAAGUGAAACAUCUUGUUGAGAUAUCAUUUUUUAUCACUUAUCUGUAUUCACUCGUAGUAUGGGGUCUCUUGACGUUCGCAAUUUGUAGAAUCGGGUUCUCUAUGCUUUCUGUCAUCAGUUUUGUGGCUAUGCUAGCAUUCAUUUUCACAAACUAUAGCUGUUGCUGGAUGGUCGAGUCUUUGAAUGAAAUGUACGAAAAACUGUCUUUGACCAUACUGGAAUUGAUGACACAAAUCCCGUUUUCACGGAAACAUCAUCGCGAGUACAAAGACGUGCGAUCGACCCUGAUGCUGAUACACCAAAAUGCUAGCUAUGGAACGGUUCUGAGUUGUGGAGGAUUUUUGAACAUAGAAACUACAGUCAUCGCCCGAUUGGUUCAGACCACUUAUACACUGGUGGCAUUUCUUUUCGAUGUGAAUUAAAUUUAAAUUAACAAUACGAAUUGAAGCUCAAGUUACAAAAACUUUAAUAGAACAGGCUUUCCAAAUCUUGGAAGAUAAUAUGGAACUGAAAAGUUAAUUCACGUUGAUACAAACGUUACAGAGGCACAUAAAAUGCACGUAGGUACAUAAGGGUGACCCUUAGCUAUGUAGGGCAUUUGAAAAUUCAAAAUUUUGCAGCACCCAACUGGAUCAACUGAACUAGAUCCAUCAAUCAAAAUUCGAAACUUUAAAAAAUAUCACUCGAACUGGAUAACUCUAGCGAUCCUCAACAGCCUUGCAGUUGAUAAAUUUAAGUAAAAAGGCAAUAUUUUUUUCAAGUCACAAUUAGUUCUGGCAACACUGUGAAAAAUACCAUGUUGAUUUACAAAAAAGGUUUUUAAUUAGAAAAUGUUACCCUAGAAGAUAACGAGUAGUGUUAAAAU
Molecule: messenger RNA, 1164 nt
Organism: Uranotaenia lowii
Lineage: Eukaryota; Metazoa; Arthropoda; Insecta; Diptera; Culicidae
Exons: 3
Coding region: 2-721 (239 amino acids)
Source: RefSeq, a predicted model, not a curated record